AUGCCUACAUUGAUUUGGAACUGCAAUGCGAUGCCUGAAAUUUGUAGUAACGUUGAUAAUUGGAAAAGGAUGAACCCAGCAGCGAACGUAGUGCCGAGGGAAUUCACUAUGGACAUGAGGAAUGACGGCAGGACCGACACCCGCCGAGCUCGCAUGUGUGGGGGUACUGAUUGGAAAAACAUCAGGGAUGACUUGAUCGCCCUUCCUUUUGAUAUUAACCGCCCUACAAGUAUUUGGUAUUCAAUACCAAUUGCACGAGGGCGGGGGCAGCCCCGCGUAAUGGGGGUACAAAAUGGACAGCGGCUCGUGGCUGGCGCCGAGCUUACUUUAAUAGAGGAUGGUCCCCCGUUUAGUGGUAUUUCUUCCGGUCUUAUGUAUACCUGCGAUGAGUUUCCUUGUGCCGGUUGGAUUGAAGGAGGGGACGGCCCAAGUGGAAACAAUCGGGGUUCAAUUAUGCCUGCACCACAGGCCGCCAACUGUGCCGGCUCGCAGUACUCCCGAGGAGGUUUCAAGGCGGAGAGCGAGCAAGACUGGCAAGCUAAAGGGAACACCGCACUGGCAUCAGCAAUUCGUGAGAUCUGGGGAGCUGCAGUUGCGCAAAGUGCGGCCGUAGUUUUUACGUUUACCACGACCACCAUUAUGCCCAAUAACCCUAACAAUGCCGCCACCCACGUAAUGGUUGUCUACGAAACUGCGGUUGCUAAUCCUACAACUAUAGUUAGAAGGAGUGAUGGGAAGAAUCACUUUGUGGACUCCGCGGGACGCCCGAUUACGCCCACUUCGGACCCAAAGCAGGCUCUGAAAACACCCUCUCCUGAACAAAAUAUUCACAUCGACAUCUUCAAGAGAGGCGAUAAUGGCGCCGUAGAUGGGCAUAAGCUAGAUAGUAGUGACCCAAGGCCACUUAUCGAUGAGGAAAAUGAAGCUCUUGAUGAUGAGAUCCGGGCUCUUAGGCAACUCAAAACGGAAGAGAAAAAACGAAGGGAAGACGAGGAUAAAAGGAUUAUAGAGCAGAUGGAACUAAAUCAGGAAGAAAUUGGAGUAGAGGCUCCUAUCUAUGACCCCCGGCUUUUUGAGACAGAUGAGUAUCUAUCAAUUCUUGAUCCGAAGCUAUUUAUUUCAGACAAAAAGACCAAGAGAGAAAACGGUGGCAAAGAAGAGCGUAAAAGACUUGUCGGCAGCGACAGGGGUACUUGGUUCACCAAAGAAGAAGCAUCAAGAAUCGCACGACUUCGAAAGCUUGCAGAUUCCGCGAAACACGCAUCUUCUCGGGAGCCAGCCGCUGUUAAAAAUGCCCGGAGAAUUGUUCGGGCGGCGCAGAGAGAAGCGGAGGCAAGAAAUGCUUAUGUAGUAGCUAAUCCACGACGGAAUUCCCCAAAUGGGCCCCGGGGAGACGCUCCUAUCAAGACAAAACGUCGUUUUCAACGAAGCCGUUACGAAUUUACAGUGAAUAGCACCGUAGCAGAGGCUGCAGCCCUCGUAGCUGAAGCGGAUGCUAAAGCAGCAAAUACCACAGAAAUUAUUCCAAAAUUAAAGCCGCGCGCACCCCCGCCAAACGCCUCUCUGUGGUGGUACGAAGGAAUUGAACAUAAUGGCCAGUUCGCGGGCGCACCAUCUGGAUACAAGGUCUAUAGAAACGUCAAGGACUAUGGCGCUAAAGGCGACGGUGUCACGGACGACACGGAGGCGAUCAACAAUGCGAUUCGAGAAGGAAAUCGGUGUCAAGCAAAUUGCGGGGCUACUUCAGUUCUCGGGGCUGUCGUCUAUUUUCCAACAGGGACAUAUUUAGUCAGCGGUAGUUUGCUGUCAGACUAUUAUACUGUAUUCAUUGGAGAUCCCAGAAACAGGCCGAUUUUACAAGCUAGCAACUCCUUUGUCGGAUUUGGUAUAUUUGAAUCCGAUUUCUACGAUGGUGGACCGGACAGUCACGAAUGGUUUAUCAACCAAAAUAACUUUUACCGUCAGAUCCGCAACUUUAUCUUAGAUAUUUCACAAAUGCCCUCAACCGCCACUUCUUGCGCAAUCCACUGGCAAGUAGCCCAGGCAACCAGUUUACACAAUAUCAGGAUCAUUAUGGCAGCUGGAACUACUAAUAACCAUAUCGGAAUAUUUAUGGAAAACGGCAGUGGUGGAUACUUGGGCGAUAUUGUUUUUGAACGAGGCAACAUUGGCUUUUACGCCGGGAAUCAGCAAUUCACAACGAAGAAUCUCGUAUUUUCGAAAUGUAGAACAGGAAUAUGGUCUCAUUGGGACUGGGGCUGGACUUGGAAGUCCAUCUAUAUGACUGGAGUCACUGUUGGGUUAAACAUGACUCGCGACCCUGGAGGCAUCAAUCCUGGCUCUAACCUAGUCCUUGAUUCGGUUUUUAACAACGUACAAACUGUCGUGCUUUUGGAAAGCACAACUGGAAUCAAUGGUACAACAAUGGUUGUCCUGGAUAACGUUGUCAUGCAAAACUGUGGCAUUGGCGUUAAAGCCUCCGGGUCUGCUCUCCUCGCGGGCGGGUCUCGUACUAUAGCUUCAUGGGGCCGUGGCAGAAUUUACAACGAUGCAAACCCCGAUGGCAUGCUCUCAACCGCUGGAAUGGACUUGACACCUCUCCGGAAAAUUGAUGCAUCUCUUCUAGGGCCCGGCAGUGGUGCCCCCGGUGGCAUCUUCGAACGCUUGAAACCCCAGUAUGAAUUAAAUAAUGCAGGCGCUUUCGCAAAUGUAAAGGACUACGGAGCCUUCGGAGAUGGUGUUCAUGAUGACACCAACGCCCUUCAGAAAGCCCUCUCUCUAAAUUGUGGCAUAGAUAAAAUCUUCAUACCAGCCGGUACCUACCUUAUCACGAAAACACUAAAGGUUCUAGUAGGAUGUAUCAUCGUGGGGGAAGCAUGGCCCCAAAUAAUGGCUACAGGUCCCAAUUUCGAAGACAUGAAGAAACCAUACGUUGCCGUUCGUGUCGGACAAAUAGGCGAUGUCGGAGAUAUUGAGAUAACGGAUGUUAUGUUCACAACUCGAGGACCUACGGCAGGUGCUGUCUUGGUCGAAUGGAACGUCAAGGCGGCUUCUCAAGGUUCAGCAGGAAUGUGGGACUGUGUUAUCAGAGUUGGUGGAGCGCACGGCAGUAAGCUUCAAGCCGCGGAUUGCCCCAAGCUAGCGACAUCCAUAAACGACAAGUGCAUCGCGGGUUCCCUGCUGCUGCGAGUUACUAGCCGUGCUAAUGGAUAUUUUGAAAACGUCUGGGGCUGGACAGCAGAUCACGACAUUGACAGUGGCCCUGAUCAAACUCAAAUCGAUGUUUAUGUUGCUCGGGGGUUCUUGAUCGAGGGGCCAGGCCCCACAUGGUUAUACGCUACUGCUUCGGAGCAUAAUGUGCUUUAUCAGUACCAAGUUCACAAUGCAAGAAACAUAUGGAUGGGAAUGAUACAGACUGAGAGCCCUUAUUAUCAAGGUGUUCCUGCGGCGCCGACUCCCUUUGAGGAUUCUUUAGGCCAAUUUCCAAUGGAUCCUCCAUUUAACCAGUGUAAUGGGGCUGGGGAUUGGUAUACUUGUGGCUUCUCUUGGGCUGUUCGUUUGCUGGGUAGUACAAAUGUCUAUCUUUAUGGCGCCGGUUUGUAUUCCUGGUUCCAACAAUACUCACAGGUCUGUCUUGAAACAGAGAGCUGCCAGUCCAGGGUUUUACAAAUAUCCCAGAGCACCGGCGUUCAUAUCUUUAACCUGAUGACAAAGGCUUCAUUAACCAUGGUUACAAGAUGGAAUGGCCAUCCUGCAUGGGCCGUCGACAAUCACAAUGCCUAUGGCUCCACUAUUGCUGCAUGGGUUCUGAACCAAAAGUCGCCUGUUGAUGGUAGUGGUGCUAUCGGCCCGGGUGGAAGCUAUACCCAAAAGAUCGGGGCAAGGUUCUGGAACACGCGCCGGUACAAUGACUAUUAUGAGACUUGUCCCGUGUAUCCAUGCACUUUGUCGCUCCCCCCACUGACAGUUUCAGCCCCAAUCCAACCGACCCCAAUCACUUUGACAUCCGCUGGCGCCACUAAAACAAUCACCCCGCCUAUCAUCCGGUCAGAAGUUCUCUCAUUCUCGCCGUUUGUCAUUAGCUCCACCCCAACCAACUAUAUAGAGUUGAUUCCAACCCUAUCAGGGACUACUAUCCCAGUCCCCGCAAUUACGUUCACGACGCUAGGGGUAAAACAUACAGUUAUUCCACCACCUCUCUCAAUUCCGUUUGCAACGGCAACCCAAUAUGGAAGCUGCAGUAUCUUCUGCGACCCCGAAGCUACCGAGUACCCCGAUUACCCAUUGAUUGUUGGACCUCCAAUUUUUCAAGGAUCUGACUCUAGUAACGCUACAAAUAUGACCUCCAUUUUUGGUGACGGGUUGCUUGGGGAUGACAAUGGUCGCGGCUGCUCUGGAGCUGGUUGUGGCUGUACGGGGGCUAAUUGUGGAUCCUGUCAUGGUCCAAAGUGUGGCAAGCCACCUGGUUGCCGUACUGGCUGCGGUGCUGACACCGACGGUGGAUGCAAGGGCGCAAACUGCAAUUCCGGAUGUCGGGACAAGCAUUGCGGCAAGUCCUGUAGAUCAUUAUUUUGCGGAUGUCAAGGGCUCUUCUGUGGUGGACUAAAUUUCGGACUUGGGGGACUCGGAGGCUUAGGGUCAUGCUUCGGACCAGAUUGUAUCGAUGGCCUCUGUAGAGGAGGUAACUGCUUCCCUGGCCCUAACGAUGUAUGCGUUCCGGGGCCCUGUCCCUGCUUCACCUGUGUGCCUCCCGGGGGAGGAGAAGGGGAGCAGGAAGAGGAGGAGGAAGAUGAAGAUGAUGAAGCGGAAUCUUGCCCUCUUAUUCGUCUUCCUCCGACGGUGGGUACCUCCAACGGGGAUCAGACAUAUGAGAUCAACGCACCUGGCGGCUCAAGUGGCUGGAAGUCACCACCAGAAGUCAACAAUGGUGGCGGCGGAUCAACGACAACUGGCGGACCUCCCGAGCCCACCCUUGAUCCUGACCCUUUUGCUCAACGGUUCGAAAUUUGGGCCAGGACCCAAAGAACAGGGCCCGCGUUCAUCGAGCAAUGGAACUCAGGCACCGAGGGACGCAAUAAGUUCCAGAGGUGUCAGAACGCGCUUGAAAGAGUUACGAUGGAAUUUGAUGUGACAGGGUGGCCAUCCGUGGUUUCACCUAUUGAGCAUCUACGCCCGUGGAGCGGUCUGCAAGAGUGCACUUGGACCCCCAAAAGUGGUCUUAAUUGGGAGACCGAGAGCGCCGGUGCAUGGAUUGGUGAUAUAGCUUGUCCAACCGGUACAUAUCCGUGUGUCAAGCCACCCAACGAGGAUGCUCAACGGGAGUUAUGUGGACCAAAUAACCCAGUCACUGCUUUUUUCCAAUUCGCCAUGAUUUUUUGCGAUUGA
This is a messenger RNA of Orbilia oligospora ATCC 24927, 5385 nucleotides long. RefSeq lists its product as uncharacterized. NCBI's taxonomy places the organism in Eukaryota, Fungi, Ascomycota, Orbiliomycetes, Orbiliales, Orbiliaceae. The transcript has 14 exons. The coding region runs from base 1 to 5385 and encodes 1794 amino acids. Gene Ontology annotation, molecular function: polygalacturonase activity. The record is from RefSeq and is a predicted model, not a curated record.